Sorghum bicolor (sorghum) is the source of this 2399-nucleotide messenger RNA. Its product is annotated as LEAF RUST 10 DISEASE-RESISTANCE LOCUS RECEPTOR-LIKE PROTEIN KINASE-like 2.4. Gene Ontology annotation, molecular function: protein kinase activity; ATP binding. Bases 76 to 2046 code for a protein of 656 amino acids. Gene Ontology annotation, biological process: protein phosphorylation. The transcript is spliced from 5 exons. The record is from RefSeq and is a predicted model, not a curated record. Lineage: Eukaryota; Viridiplantae; Streptophyta; Magnoliopsida; Poales; Poaceae.
CAAGGGGUAGUAGUUCACAAGCUUUAAUUUUGCACAGUCUGGUACCACACAGUCGACCAUCAUACGCCACCGGCCAUGGCGGCCGUGAACUCCCUCCUGCUCCUGGUGCUCCUCGUCGCCGCCGUCCACAGCGCCACCCUGGCGCUCGGGCAGACGGUGAAAGUCUGGUCUUUGUGCUCGCCGGCGAACUACACCCCUGGGGAUGCCUACGACGCGAACCUCCGCGGCAUGCUCAAGGACCUGGUCACCGUCACGGCCUCCUACGGCGGCAACGGCAACAGCACGGUCGGCGGCGAUAACGGUCCGGCGGACCACCAGUCGUCCUACGGGCUCGCCAUCUGCUACGCCGACGCCCCACCGGAGGUGUGCCGGCUCUGCCUCGCCAUGGCGGCCGGGAACGUGACGCUGGCGUGCCCGCGCGCCGUGGCCGCCGACAUGAUGUACAACAACUGCCUUCUCCGGUACGCGAACGCGAGCUUCCCGGCGAGCCCGGACAUGGCGCAGAGGUUCUCCUUCUACAACAACCUGACGCGCGCCGGCGAGGCCGCCAUCAGCGCCGCCGCGCUGGGAAUGCUCAUGGACCGGCUCGCCCCCGCGGCCGCCGCGUCGCUGCGGUCCUUCGCGUUCGGACGCACCAACAUGAGCGCCGAGCAGAGCCUGUACGGGUUCGUGCAGUGCGUGGCGUACCUGUCGCCGGACGACUGCCGCCGCUGCCUCCGGCGAAUCGCCGCGUCGUUGCCGAUAUGGACGAGAGGAGGGCGCGCCUACUCACUGACAUGCUACACGCGGUUCGAGGUGAUGCCGUUCUACACGCCGCCGAGCGCGAAGACCAUCGUCGUGGAGCCGGCGCCACCGCCCGAGCCGUCGCCGGCGGGCACAACAGCGGCGGCGAAGUCCCGAGAUGGAAAAUCUCGAAAAUUUCCCUCAGGGAUGGUGGUGCUGGCGGUUUCAACUCUUGGAGCCAUUCUCUUGAUCAUGGUCUGUGUCAUUUUUGUCUUCAAGAUCCGUAGGAGGGGAAAAUUUCAACAAACCAUUCGAGUUAACUCAACUACUAAACAAAAUAUUGAGGAGCUUCUAGAAGAUUAUGGCUCCUUGGCUCCAAAGAGAUAUAAAUAUUCACAGCUGAAGGAAAUAACAAGAUAUUUUAGUGAAAAACUUGGAGAAGGUGGCUAUGGCAUGGUUUAUAAAGGUACAUUACCAUGUGGCAUGCUUGUUGCAGUGAAGUUCCUCCAUGACUUCACAAGAAAUGGAGAAGAUUUUAUCAAUGAAGUUUUCAGCAUCAGAAGGACAUCUCAUGUUAAUAUUGUUACUCUGCUUGGUUUUUGCUUAGAGGGAUCCAAGCGAGCUCUUAUUUAUGAGUAUAUGGCUAAUGGAUCACUGGACAAAUUUAUUUAUGAUGAUAAUUCAAAAACAAUUAUGGGAUGGGACAAGCUCUAUGAAAUAGCAAUUGGUAUUGCAAGAGGUUUGGAGUAUUUGCACCGCGGCUGUAAUACACGCAUCAUACACUUUGACAUAAAACCACACAAUAUCCUUCUUGAUGAUGAUUUUAUCUCAAAAAUUGCUGAUUUUGGUUUGGCCAAGUUAUGCAACCCAAAGGAGAGUUACCUAUCAAUGGCAGGCAUGCGAGGGACAAUUGGGUUCAUCGCACCUGAAGUUUUCGCAAGGAGAUUUGGAGUAGUUUCUACUAAAUCAGAUGUCUACAGCUACGGAAUGAUGCUUCUUGAGAUGGUGGGAGGAAGAAAGAACCUGAAAGAAAGUGUGAACAAUUCCAGUGAGAUGUAUUUUCCAGACUUUAUCUAUAGUCAUUUGGCUGAAGUGGGAAGCCUACAUACAUUUGAUAUGGCAGGGGAAACAGAAGAGAUGGCAAGGAAAAUGGCCUCGAUUGGCUUAUGGUGUAUACAAGUGUCUCCUAUGUCCCGUCCAACAAUGAGCAAGGUUUUAGAGAUGUUUGAGAAAAGUGCAGAUCAACUUGAGAUACCACCAAGGCAACACUUCUAUUCAGCUAUACAGGAGGAUUCAUCUGAGGAGUCUGCUCCGACACUGUAAAACAGAGGAAGCUAUGCUUACGGCGUACCUGAUUCAAGCAAAGAUCACGACUACAUUUAAUUUAGAAGUGCUCCCUUGUGUUGACCUAUAGAUAUCUGUGAGAUGAACUCAUAUUUUUUUAGAUAAUGGAUAUAAAAUCCGGCCUCUACAUUCGAGGAUGUACACAGCCUAAAAUUACAGAGUUUUAUAUGAAAUAAACAGACAGAGCCAUAGUCCUAUACAUGGACUGGGACGCUAGUUUAAACAAUAUAAAUGUUUCCAUCUAUUAUUGGAAAUCUCUAAAGCAAUUACUUCUAAUUUCUUGCUUAUCAUCGAGAGCACGUCCUUGGCUGUCUCAUCAUGCUGCAGCUGAG